Messenger RNA from Peronospora farinosa, 7176 nucleotides. Lineage: Eukaryota; Oomycota; Peronosporomycetes; Peronosporales; Peronosporaceae. The record is from the annotation of a GenBank genome assembly.
AUGGUCUCGUUUGCUUCGCCAUUAUUUUGGCAAAUUAACUACUUGGUUACGAAUCUUAAUAAGAAAAACUUCAAGUCAAACGUCGCCGAAUUGAAUCAGCUCGUGGAACUUUAUGGGGAAGAUGCUCGUAUUUUUCUGCUUAAUUGUCUUGUCAAGGAUAUUGACUUUCGUAGUCAAAAGGACGGACUAAAGGUCCAAGUACUUACGCACGAAGUCGCUCAAGCGUCCUCCCGUCCUAAUUUUACCACUUUUAUCUGCGAGGCAAUUGAAGGAAAUUCGUCGGAUUCUGCAGCUGUCAAUGGACGUCAGGUGACGGAAGAGUUUUUGCAUCUUUUCUGCAAGAUGCUGAAGCUCAGUCUUCCACAGCAAGUGACCGUUGGUCUGGCUUUUGCUCAGGGCGUGAACGCCAACAGCUCUGGUGAAGCCAUUCAGUUCCUGCGGUCGAAAAUUCCCGAAAUCUCGUCCUGUGGGGCCAAUUUACCCUCGGACGUGCUUCACUCGCUCGUCUUUGUGCUACGCAUGAAGAAGCAAUUCCACGUCGAUAUCGCCGAGACGGACUCCUUGCUUGCCAGCAUUUCCUCAGCUCACCCGAACGACAUGGGAUUGCUGGAGAUGGCCCCACUUACCAUGGGUGACCCCGACUACGUCGACUCCGAGUCUAUGACCAGCUCAAAUUCGCUCAGCAAACUCAUUUCGGAUGUGUCUUCGAGUUGCCUGUUUUACGAACUGAUGGAAGAUGUUGGCUACUCAUGCACGUCGUCCCCGCAAGCGUUACGCACCCUCCUGGCCGAGGCUGGGCUUGCCAAAGCCCCCACGAUCCCGGCGGCGCAAGUCGCAGGAAUGCUGGCGAUGCUCUCGCGAACCUACACCGGAUUGGAUGCGGGGAACAGCGCGACGCUGAUGGCGAACCUUACGAUUGACUUUGAGGCAACCCCAUUGCACGAGGCAGCUGCGAUGCCUGUGCGGGAAAAUUGGGACCUUGAGGUUAUCGCAGAAGUGCUGCAAAAAGAUUAUGGCUCUAUCAAGUGGUCCAAGGUGGCGGAGCAGCUGGAUCGUCCGGACCUCAACAUCCAAAACGUGUCUCAGCUGCGUGUACUUAUUACGGCAUUUCAGCGAUUUUCGCAAACUAAGUUCCGCGUGACGGUACUGUUGCGACCAUGGAAGAACUGCCGUGCGCAUAUCAGUAUUCUGAAAGCAGCUGUAGAUGCGCCCCCGGAAGUACUCUCGUUCUCUGAAUCGCCGCACAAGCUCGCACCGUUUGAAGGUGCCGAUGCAUCAGCUGUUCCCAAGAAUGGUGUGUGGUUUUCAGUGGACAUAGUGGACACACUGCUGCAGGCGUCGGAGCAAGAUUGUUACGGUGACGUGCGCAAGCUCCUGGAUGGAGCCAUGAAGACAUGUCCUGAUGUUUUGAUCGCUAACUUGGCUCAAGCCUCACCGCGUUGGAAUGCGCUGCGUGACGACAUGUUCUCGGAGCUCUUUAGUACUUACAUUAUGGGUCGCCCUAACGCGCCACUUAUCAUGCGUCAUUUGUGGUCGGUGGCGCCAAAGUUGGUAUUAUACGCGAGCGUAAAGUGCUUCUACGCCGCAACGGCCCCGCAUAUUGUCUCGCGACUAUUCGCGCUCUUCCGGAACACGGGCGAUGCCUUUGCAUCAGCCAUCCACUCGAACUAUUUUUCGUUUGCUUUGGCGCUUGCUACAAUGGGAGCCAACCAUGAUGUGCUGAACUUGGAGACUUGGCUGGUGGAGCGCCUCGCUUCACAACGGACGGCUUUUGCGACAUCGUGCCUCGCCUUCGUGCACCGCAAUUACGCUCGCGCCGUUCCGAAGAGCAACAUUACCCUGCAGUCGAGUCAUGUACUAUCUAUUGAGUCGUUAGCGACUAUUCUCAAGUGCAUCAUGGCGGUUCAAGGGGCGCUACCCGUUACUAUCGCACAAGAACUCAAGCGGAUUAUUACUCUCUGUAUGGAGGCCCACCCUGUAAUUUCAGCGUCCACGCAUCCGCCUGGAGAGGCAGGUAUGUCUCACGCACCAGGAGCCGUGGGGGCAGUCGCUGGCAUUGCUGCCGGGGCUGCAGCAGCUGCGGGUGUCGGAGCUAGAAGUGAGCUAGCAUCGACGAAUGGAGAGGCUCCGUCCUAUACGGCAGAAAUGAUUGAGGAACAGGCGAACGCUUAUUUCCAACAAAUUUAUACGUCGGAGCAGAAUAUCAACGAUGUUGUAGCAAUGCUGAAACGCUUCCAAGGUUCUCGUGACGAGCGUGAGCGGCAGAUCUUCUAUUGCAUGAUCCAUAACUUGUUCGAUGAGUACCGGUUCUUCCCGCGGUACCCGGAGAUGGAGCUACGCAUUACUGGCGUUCUUUUUGGCAAGCUCAUUGAGCACCAAGUGCUUCCAUCGAAUUUCCUUCAGACUGCGUUGCGUUCCGUGCUCGAAAGUCUUCGUGAGCCUGUGAACUCCAAGUUCUUCUUCUUUGGCGCAUGUGCGCUUCAGCAAUUCGUUCCACGGUUGCGGGAGUUGCCAGCGUAUUGUACGAACCUGUCGCAGAUCCCUCAUCUCCAGCACGCAUUGCCGGAAAUCAUGCGUCAAGUGAACCAAGUCACUCGCUCAACAGCGUUGUCAGGGGCUUCGCAAGAUGCGAGUGCUGAUAGUAGCAGUGCAUUGUCUUCGUUGGGUGGUGCACUGCCGCCGUUGAGUGGUGCACUGCCGCCGUUGAGUGGUGCACUGCCUUCGUUGAGUGGUACUAGUGAAGGAGACGGAGCGACGAGAUUAAGUAGUACUGCCGCGUCAUUUGGACCUGGGUCACCGCCUCCUGAAGGAUCUGGUGCAAAGGGUCAAGACGAGAUUAUCAAAAUCCCAGCGUCGAUCCUAAGUCGGUCAGCAGGCCCGUCAUUGGCAUCCCCGCUACUUAAAGUACCAGCUGCCUCGCCACCACCCCCUGUCGCCCCUGCACCAGAGUUAAUUGUGGAUCAUAUUUUCCACGAGUCGAUUAAGGUGGAUGAGGAAGAGGUUGUCGAGCAGCCUGAUGAAAAUGUGAAGGAUCGUAUACACUUUAUUGUGAACAACAUGUCCAUAUCCAAUUUGGAGGCGAAGAUCCCAGAGAUGCGUAAGAUGCUACUGCCUACGUAUCACGCUUGGCUCGCGAACUACCUGGUAGUGAAGCGCAUUUCAACCCAGCCCAAUUACCACACGGUGUACCUGAUUUUAAUCGAGAAACUUGUGCGACCAGAGCUUGAGCGUGAGAUUCUCAAGCGCACUCUUCAGAAUACGCGCAAACUACUAACCUCGGGAACGAUCACUACCAACUCGCAGCAACGCUCGUUGCUGAAAAACCUAGGCUCGUGGCUCGGCGUCUUCACUCUCGCACGCAACAAACCCUUGCUGCAACGUGAUUUGGACUUGAAAGAGUUACUAUACGUGGGCUACGAGACUGGCCAUCUCAUCGCUGUGACACCCUUUGUUGCUAAAAUUCUAGAAGGUUGCAAAAAAUCGAAGAUCUUCAAGCCGCCAAAUCCGUGGGUUAUGGGUCUCAUCCAUGCCAUGAGUGAGAUCUACGAUGUGCCGGACCUCAAGCUUAACCUCAAGUUUGAAAUUGAAGUUCUUUUCAAGUCGUUUAAGCUUAACGUGGAAGAUCAGCGCAAGGCGCAGCUUUUGCAUACGCGUCGUGCACCACCGCGCACGGCAAACCCUGACUUCAAUGUCAAGGUUCUAAAGAAUCCAGCGAUGGGGCAGCGGUCUGCCACGCCACCGCCUGGCUCGGGAGCUAAGCUGGGUCGACCAUUGACACCAGGAAAACAAACGAAAAAGCCGGGCGAUGGGUUUGCACCUGCGGGAAGUCCGGCUGGGAGAGAGGCAGUGUCGUAUGGCUCGCUUGGCGCAGCUAAUGCUGGCUCGGCGGCUGCGGAGUCGACCGUGAUUCCGAACCUAGCCUCGUAUGUCGCUGUGAAUCCUGAGCUACCGCUGCGCAACGUUAACUUGCGUCGCCUUGUACCCCUCGCCGUGGAUCGUGCAAUUCGCGAGGUAAUCUCCCCUGUGGUGGAACGCAGUGUAACCAUCGCAUGCAUUACAACUCGCGAGGUCAUUUUGAAGGACUUUGCCACCGAAUCUGAUGAUACGAAAAUGCGGAAGGCGGCGCAUCUGAUGGUAGCGUCAAUGUCAGGAUCGUUGGCACUUAUUACAGCGAAGGAGCCGCUUCGAAAUGCCAUCGGUACACAUCUCCGUGCGCUGCUUCCCACCAAUGCAGGGGACCCGCAACAGCUUGAACAUGUGAUCCAAGUCUGCUCGAACGAGAAUACAGACUUGGGUUGCAUGCUUAUUGAGAAAGCUUCAUCUGAGAAAGCCAUGCGCGAUAUCGAUGAAGCCCUUGCAGGCGCAUAUGCAUCACGCCGGCGGUAUCAGCAGCAGCAAGCGCAUGCUGGUACGACACCAGAGGCUGAUGGAGUGCACUUUUUCGAAGGCAGCGCAAGCAGCACGGCAGUAGCGGCCUCAGUCGGCUCGCCCGGCGCUCCUAGUGGCCAAUGGCCGGCAGCUUUGCCCGAAGUCUUUAAGCCUAAGCCAGGCGGAGUUCUUGCCAUGCAACUUGUGGUUUACGAGGCGUUCCAGCGUAUCCCACGACCCACUUCCAUGCCUCUUUCGUCUCGUGCCGGUGUCGGUGUAUACCCAGGUGGUGCGGUCGAGAAGGAGGGCGACACCGCUGGUGUGAGCGUGUCGGCAGCCUUGGACCGCUUUGCUGGAUUGUUGGAACGUUUUGAACUAUUCGUGCAGAAAGUGGUUCGCCAGGCUGCGGCUACCCAGCGCGAGCUUCCGUCGCUGCUAGCUAUUCCUACGGAAAGCGAGGUGUUUGCCAUUCUUCGUGAGGUACGUGCACUUGGGGGAAGUGUGCGGCCAGCGCUGCGCGAUGAAGCUUGUCUCAAGAUUGCGAACCGUAUUGUGAAGUUCAUGUACGAGUUGGGUAAUGGUGGUCGAGGCAAUGAGUUGUUCUUGGAAAUUCUUGUGAGCUCAUUGGAGGCGCUGACUGCUAGCUGCGAGACACUUUGCAAGGAAAUUGUGGGAUGGGUACUGCGCGCGCCAGUUGACGACAAAUUAAAGCUGCACUGUGAAAUAAUUGUGGCGCUAAUCCGCUUCAAGGUGGCGGAUGCAAGUGAUUUUGACGUUUACAUGGCACGCAACAUGGAGCGCAACAGUGUAGCCAUCGAGUUUGCUGUUCACGUUGUCCGCCAAUGUUUGAUGAUUGACCACGUUAGUGUCGCUACUCACCUGUCAAACACUCUGGAAGCACUUGCGCGCAUUGUGGAGCGCCAUGGAGGUGCUACAGCGAAUAAGAAUGUGCAGAUCCUUGCUGCACUGCUGGAGCAAGCGCGUGCACAAAAGAUGCAAAAUCGUCCGGCACCACCAGCGCCGCAAAAGAGAAUGGGUUCAAUCAGUAGUGGCAGUGCGAAGGCCUCUGGGGACCGACCUCUGGUGCAGGAGCACGCUGCUUUUCGGCACACUGUGAGCAACGCUUUGGAGCACUGGAUCGCCAUUUACAAAGAGCCAACUGGAAACUCCAAGAUACAUGCUCAGUAUCUCCAGAUGCUGAAGCAGUAUGGAUUGCUUGCUGAUGACGAAAGCAUAUCCCUCUUUUUUAAGUUUGGCACGGAACUAUGUGUGGAUGCGUGUCUGAAGAGCUCAUUCGCUGCGAACGACGCUGCUACGCUCAAGGCUGGUACAAAAGUUCCGCUCAACUACGCGGUAUUGGACGCACUUACGCAUUUAAUGGCUCUACUCGUUAAAUAUCUUGAUCCCUCGCCCGCUGCAAAGCUCCAGGUGCUCAACCACGCUGUUGGUGCCAUUGCGAAUGUGCUAGUUGCGGCACACGACCUCUCGCGCAAGAAGAAGGCGCGAUUCGAUCAGCGCGUCUUCUUCCGCAUGUUUGUGAACCUCAUGAAAGAGUUAACGGCGCAAGAGCCGGCUUUGGAUGCCAUCCACCUGCAAGUUCUCAACACAUUUGCUAGUGCGUACAACACGCUACAGCCUCUGGGAUUGCCUGGCUUCGUGUUUGCUUGGACGGAGCUCAUCUCGCAUCGUUGUUUCAUGCCAUUGCUGCUGCGUGCGAAACAGCAGCGUGGUUGGCAGAUUUUGCACCGCCUUCUUAUGAAUCUGCUGGUGUUCAUGGAGCCGUUCUUGCGCCACGCAAACUCGGCCGUGCCACUUCCGGAUUCUAUUUCGGCGCUUUACAAAGGCGUUGUUCGUAUCAUUUUGGUACUCCUUCAUGACUACCCGGACUUCCUGAGCGACUUCUACACGAGCUUUUGUGACGUGCUGCCGGCAGCUUGUGUUCAACUGCGUAACGUGAUCCUCUCGGCGUUUUCUCGCUCGAUGCGGCUGCCCGACCCGCUCACUUUGGGUCUGCAGGUCUCUCAACUUCCGGAAGUAAGCGUGGCUCCGCGGCUGAUGCCUGCAUGGGGCGCUGCGCUCACCCACAAUGGCAUUAAGGAGUAUGUUGAUGAGUUCCUGCAUGCGACAACAAACCGGGCAUCUGUAUUCCCUACGGACCUCAUUUCCAAGCUGAUGCGCCCUGCUGCCCAGCUAGAGCGUGACCCGACGUCUUGUAUGUAUGCGCUACCCGCUCUCAAUGCAGUUGUGCUAUAUCUGGGCAAAGAGGGCAUUGCGGAAAUGGCAAACGGUGAUUCUACUCCUGUGAGUCCGCCACCGACGUCUUCUGGAGCUGAUGGCGACGGGGCUUCGAAUACCAAGUUUGAAAAAAGCGCAGCUAUGGAUGUAUUCCGCUAUCUUGCGGACGAGUUGGACACGGAGGGCCGCUACUGGUACUUUAGUUCUCUGGCGAACCACCUGCGCUACCCGAACAGCCAUACGCACUACUUCAGCUGCGUAAUUCUGUACCUGUUCUCGUACUCAAACAAUAAGAUGGUGAAGGAGCAAAUUACGCGCGUCCUCAUUGAGCGUCUCAUUGCAAACCGUCCACACCCGUGGGGUCUGCUGGUGACGUUCAUUGAGCUGAUUCGAAACAAGAGCUACAAAUUCUGGGAGCAGGACUACCUCGAGUGCUCAAGCGAGAUCAAGGAGGUGUUUGACGACGUGGCUCGCACGUGUCUCGGCUCGGCCCCCGGCACAUCAAGUGCCAGUCCGUUAGCCUCGCUUGGUGGCAAUACUAUCACAGCUGCCUCUCCUGGGGCCUCCUCGUAG